Molecule: messenger RNA, 2916 nt
Organism: Agrilus planipennis (emerald ash borer)
Lineage: Eukaryota; Metazoa; Arthropoda; Insecta; Coleoptera; Buprestidae
Product: TP53-binding protein 1
Exons: 4
Coding region: 200-2659 (819 amino acids)
Biological process (GO): DNA damage checkpoint signaling; positive regulation of transcription by RNA polymerase II
Cellular component (GO): nucleus
Molecular function (GO): histone binding
Source: RefSeq, a predicted model, not a curated record
CUAAAGUGAAUGUGUAUUAAAAAUAGGUUAAGAUUGUAGUAGUUUACAAGAUAGUAGUUUACAUUGAUGAAUAGGAAGCAGGGUACAAGUUAAAAUUUGCGGUGAAAUUGGUGUUAUGUUGAAGAUUACAGAACUUAUUCAAAAAAAUGUUAUCUCAAGGUUUUUAAUAUGUUCAUCACAAGCCGAUUAGUUGUUUGUAAUGGAUGAAAACCAAAUUACAAAAAGGGCGCGAAGAAGUCCAUUAAAUCUUAGUCCCUCUUUAAUUAUUACACGAGAAUAUAUUACUAAUAAUUCUAAAUCUGAUAGCGAAGAUACCGCAGAAACAAGUAAAUUGGACGAGAAAAAUAAUUCACGGUUGCAGACAAACGUGGUGGACAUAACUAUAAGCAGCUCUGAUGAUUCAAGAUUUGAUGGUAAAGAUGUAAGUUUUACACUGAUAUCUGAUUCUCCGGAAAAGUCUGGUACGUGUACAGAUGGUCAUCAAAAAGUUGCCACACGAGAAAAUCAAAAAGACGAAUUUAACUGGGUAGCACCUCAAUUUAAGGACCUUAGUGUGGGUACAUUGAUUAAAGAGAGGUGUGUGUAUCAAGAAGAUAUUAAAGAAAACAAAGAAAGUAAAAGUACUGCUGGUAAUAAAUCCCAAGUAAAACUUGUGAGAAUGUAUAUAGAGGCAUUAUGCAGUAAAACCGGACAAAUUGGAGAACUACUAAGCUUAGACUGUCAUGUACUUAGAGAAAAUGAUGUUGUGUCAGAAUCAGAUUCUUCGGGUUAUGCUGCUGAUGUAUCAAAAACAGUAUCACCUUUAAGUGGGGCUUCAGCUACAUACAUACCCCCUCCAAAAGGAUCUCUUGCAAUGAGAGCUUCACUUAUGUCACAUUCUAGCAGUAGUUCUGUACCUAGUUCAGCUGCUGCUCUAAACGUUCAAAAUUUGUUAAAAAAGUCCACAUCAUCAUACAAUAAGACCAAAGAACCUGUUAGUGACUUGGAAAAGAAAUGGAAAAACUAUCAGUUGGUUUACAGUGUCCUCUCAGCUAUCGAUGAUUCGUUUGUUGAAUCGUCCACUAAUGUAGAAAAGAUGGAUUUAACUGAGAGUUCGAAUCAUAUUCCGCAAAAUUCACAACCUGCUCAUGUACCGCCAAAGAAACGGGGAUCAUUUGUUAUCCAAGGAAAGGAUGAAAAAGAACCCGAAAUUAAAAAAAUUAGACCCAAUACAUUUGAAGAAGAAAGUAUGUUGGUUUUCGCAAAGUGGACUGACCAACGUUACUACGCAGGAUUUAUUAAAGGUCAGUCAGAAAAUAAAUGGACUGUAGAAUUCCUUGAUGGUAAUUUUCGAAACGUUUCCGACGAACAAAUAAUUUUUGCCGACGUCCAUAGUCUGAUAGGAUAUAAAGUGAUGGUUUUGGAGGAAUCUGGGAAUGUGAAGUGUCCUGGUAUUGUGACUGCAUUCCAUUCAGAAGAAGAACCAAUGUACACGGUUGCGACCGAUAGGGGCGACUUUACAGUGUCAGCAAGUAAUAUCUAUUUGACCAAACACCAAGCUAAAUUAGUUAAAAAUAAUAUAGAAUAUUUAGAAAAUAGCACUGCUUCGUCAUCUUCUCAGACAUCUUCCGUGUCACUUAGAAAUUGUAGAUCACGAAAUAAUACAUAUAGUCCUAAGCCGGGUAGUUCUGGGACCCAAAAAACACUUUUGGCGAAAGCUUUCGAGAUGAAAAUGCACGCCAAAAGUGCCAGCGAACUCAGUACAACCACCGACGAAGAUGUUUCAGAAAAUACGUCAAAUGGCGAAUUAAAAUUGGUACCCGGUUGUGAUAUGGAGUUACGAUACCAAAGGGUUAAUAACCCCUCUAUAAAACUGAAAAGAUGUUUUGGGCAAUUAAGUAAGUCAUCUUCAGAAAAAGAAGUUUCGACUUUGGGACCUUUGGACGUAAAGGGGACCUGGUUCAAAGGUUUUGGUUUUUUAUUGACAUGCGGGAGUAGACCCUUGUUUGAUGCAACAGGAGAAGAAGAUGUUGGCACUGAUAACGAAGAUUAUGCUUUCAGUAAGGUUCCAUAUGUAGAGGACCAUUUGGCAACUCAAAUAAAAAACGGAGGCGGUAUUAUUUAUUCUAAAUUUGAAGAUGUACCACCUAAGAAGUACAAAGUAACAUACCUUGUAAGUUGGCGGCCUGCUCUUACACCUAAGUACAUUAGAGGGCUGGCUGUGGGAAUGAGAACCGUUUGCCAUGAGUGGAUUGUUAAUUGUAGUAUUAAAAAGAAACGAUUGACCUUACAAGAGCUACCCGCAGGUUGGUCUGUUGAAGACCAUCGUUUUAUUGAGAGUUUUGAAAGGAAAACUGAUAAACCAUUUCGAUCACUUCAUUUCAAAAUUGCUCAGCUUACAAGUAAAUUAUUUUACGACUUUUGGUCAAAGGUAUGUGCUGAUGCAGGAGCUGUGGUGUCUGAGUUUAAAGGACAGUGUGACGGUACGGACGUAAUUUUAGUAGAGAGCGGUUUAACGGAUCCAAGUUUGGAUGCAGCACAAGCAAAAGGUAUUGCUUUAGUUUCUACAACAUGGGUCGUUCAAUCUAUAAUUUAUGGAGAAGCUCGAUCUUAUGAUAGGCAUCCGUCAUACAAUCAUUUGUAUGAUGAUGGCGAGGAUUUAUUUUAUUACGAUAUAUAGGGACGCUAAUCUCUCUCUCUCUCUCUCUCUCUUUCUCUCUUUCUCUCUUUCUCUGUUUUUACGGCGGAUUAGAUGUUAACAUUAAUUUUGUCCAAGUUUAGGGAACUUUUUAUUUUAAAUGAACUGUGAUAUCUGAUUUUGAAGUUAAAAUAAGUCAGUAAUUUAAUUCCAAUAUCCCCGAAUAACAGUGCAGUAUCAAUUUAUUAAAUUUAAAAAUGUUAAUAUUUGUAAAGUUGAAUAAAAAGUGUUAUUCUUUA